GUGGGAGUGAGACGGGAGUGCGUGAGAGGGACCUGCCCACAAACCGUUUCCUGAAGAGUGUGGCAUCAAUCCGAGGAAGAACAGCUUUGGGAUUCUGCUGGGGCAUUCAGGGACGGUCUCUGCACCCCUCUCUGUCCCCCCCCCUCCCCCUCCCCCCUCCAGCGCACCCCUGUCAUGUCUGAUAACGGAGAGCUGGAGGACAAGCCCCCCGCCCCGCCCGUCAGGAUGAGCAGCGCCAGCUUCAGCGGCAGCAAGGACGUGCUGUCGGCCAAUCACAGUUCCAAACCCCUGCCCUCCGUACCUGAGGAGAGGAAACCCCGCAACAAGAUCAUCUCCAUCUUUUCUGGAGCCGAGAAAGGGGGUAGGAAGAAGGACAAGGACAAGGAACGCCCAGAAAUCUCACACCCCUCGGAUUUCGAGCACACAAUCCACGUCGGCUUUGACGCCGUCACCGGAGAAUUCACUGGCAUGCCAGAGCAGUGGGCACGGCUGCUGCAGACCUCCAACAUCACCAAGUCAGAGCAGAAGAAAAACCCGCAAGCCGUUCUGGACGUCCUCAAGUUCUACGACUCCACUGACAACGGCAGGCAGAAAUACCUCAGCCUCUCAUCUUCAGAUAAAAACGCACAGCUGCCGGCAAAGAAAGGCAAGGAACCCUCGCCACCGAACAAGGACAUCGACGAUGAUGAGGACGACGAAGCCCCGCCCCCCAUCGUGGCACCCCGUCCGGAACACACCAAAUCUGUGUACACCCGCUCUGUCAUCGAACCGCUCCCCUCGCCACCGCCCAGCGCAGAUGCAGACUCCGCCGCCAAGGGCAUCGACAGACAGAAGAAGAAGGGAAAAAUGACAGACGAGGAGAUCAUGGAGAGACUCAGAACCAUCGUCAGUAUUGGUGAUCCCAAGAAGAAGUACACGCGAUACGAGAAAAUUGGACAGGGGGCUUCAGGCACAGUGUACACAGCCAUCGAUGUUGCCACUGGACAGGAGGUAGCCAUCAAACAGAUAAACCUACAGAAGCAGCCCAAGAAGGAGCUAAUUAUAAAUGAGAUCCUGGUGAUGAAGGAGUUAAAGAACCCUAACAUCGUCAACUUCCUGGACAGCUUCCUGGUGGGGGAGGAACUCUUCGUGGUGAUGGAGUACCUGGCUGGCGGCUCGCUCACGGAUGUCGUGACAGAGACCUGCAUGGACGAGGCCCAGAUAGCCGCCGUCUGCAGAGAGUGUUUGCAAGCUCUGGAGUUCCUGCACGCUAACCAGGUGAUCCACCGUGACAUCAAGAGCGACAAUGUGCUCCUGGGGAUGGACGGGUCUGUAAAACUCACUGAUUUUGGGUUCUGCGCCCAGAUCACCCCCGAGCAGAGCAAACGCAGCACCAUGGUUGGCACGCCAUACUGGAUGGCCCCCGAGGUCGUGACCCGCAAAGCCUACGGGCCUAAAGUGGACAUCUGGUCCCUCGGCAUCAUGGCCAUCGAGAUGGUGGAGGGUGAGCCCCCCUACCUCAACGAGAACCCCCUGAGGGCAUUAUACCUAAUUGCCACCAAUGGCACCCCGGAACUCCAAAACCCUGAAAAACUGUCACCAAUCUUCCGGGACUUCCUCAACCGCUGCCUGGAGAUGGACGUAGAGAAAAGGGGUGGGGGCAAGGAGCUGCUGCAGCACCCCUUCCUGAAGAUGGCGAAGCCCCUUUCUAGCCUGACACCUCUGAUCUUUGCUGCCAAGGAGGCAAUGAAGAGUAACCGUUAAUUCUUGCCUGCCACCACUGAGCUGUGCCAACCCCACCCUCCAAUCACCCUGACCUGCAAAAGGGCACCAGACCCAACUACAGGGCACUGCCCCGACAAGCCGCACCUGAAUAGGUCCACCCAACAGGGACAGGCCCGCUCCACUCCAGGGCCUUAUGAACUCCUGCAGUGCCAGCUGUCAAUCGAGAUACAAGAACACUGCCCCGCCCCCCCCCCAUUUUCUCACUGUUUGAGGGCAAACUCAAAACCCCCAAACCGUUUGAAUCAGGAUGUAUUAUCACUGAUGCCUUGACCUGGUCAGACCAGUAUUCACAGCUUAUGUGAAUUGCUUUUUGUACAAUUCAUGGUGUUUAUUUUAUUUUUUUCAUAAUCAUCUCCAACUUAUAGUCAGCCUUGUUCCGGCUCAUUGUGUUCUCAUAUCAACCAGCCCCCUAGCCAUUGUGAAACUUGAAUCUUAUAUCUCUGAAGCCCUGUUGUCUCUGAAGGAUACCCUUGUGCUCUCCGUGCUCUUGUACUCUGUCACAUGUGCCUGUCUCAUUUUUUUUUAAAGAGAAUUAUUGUUUACUGUAUGAGUUGAACUAUUUCUUUAAUUCACAGGGAUUUAGGAGUCUAAACAUUUAAGAGAAAUGUCGAAUUACGUUUUGUAUAUUAUGUACUUUUAAAAGAAAGUGGAAGUGGAAACCACAGAUUAGAGAUCAGUACAUUCUGACUGUUUCCUACGUUUAUGUAUACUGUUAAUUUUUUAUUUCCAACUAACACCCUGAUGGUUUACCAUAAAUUGAAGUAUUUGUAAUAGUUAUCUUAAUUAGUUUUUAAUGUGAUUAAUAAUUGUAUUUCCAUGUAUGUGGAGUAUUCAUGUGUUCUGCAUGUAAGUCACAUUUCUGCAAAAUCGGGAAUACAAAUUUUGAAUAAAAUUGUGCUUUUUAAAAGUU
Conger conger (European conger) is the source of this 2674-nucleotide messenger RNA. Its product is annotated as serine/threonine-protein kinase PAK 2-like. Gene Ontology annotation, cellular component: cytoplasm. The coding region runs from base 175 to 1743 and encodes 522 amino acids. The record is from RefSeq and is a predicted model, not a curated record. Lineage: Eukaryota; Metazoa; Chordata; Actinopteri; Anguilliformes; Congridae. The transcript has 15 exons. Gene Ontology annotation, molecular function: ATP binding; protein serine/threonine kinase activity. Gene Ontology annotation, biological process: regulation of axonogenesis; protein phosphorylation; regulation of MAPK cascade.